Molecule: messenger RNA, 2432 nt
Organism: Nezara viridula (southern green stink bug)
Lineage: Eukaryota; Metazoa; Arthropoda; Insecta; Hemiptera; Pentatomidae
Source: the annotation of a GenBank genome assembly
UGAGUAUCGUUGUAAAACAUCAUCGAUUUGUUACUGUUUUGAUUUAAACCGGUAUUUUAGUUUAUUUGUUCUAUUAUUUGCUCCGACUGAUACUUAGAGAUGGAUCAGUGUGAUUUUAAUUUUAGGUGUGAAGUUUUUGCUCAUUCUAACGAUGUGCGGGCAGUAUGUGUAAUGGACAAUGCGAUUGUCAGUGGUUCUAGAGACUUGACAGCUAAGCUGUGGGCUGAAAUCAGGGGAUGUUAUGAGUCUUGUGCCUCCCUUAAAGGGCAUAGUAAUUAUAUCUCAGCUGUCUGCGUGCUUGUGAGUAGUUCACAGUUUCCCCUUGGUCUGAUUCUUACUGGUGGUCAUGAUCACAAGAUUUUUGGUUUUCUCCCAUAUACACAAGAACCAUUAUUGACUCUAGAAGGUCAUUCUGGUCCAGUGUGCUGUUUGUCACCUUCUUUGAAAACCGAUUUUGUACUUUCAUCAUCAUGGGACUGUACUGCAAAAAUAUGGGAUGUAUACAGACAGUGUUGUGUAUUCACUAUAUAUGGCCAUAUGCAGACAAUAUGGGCUGUUAUUAACAUUCCUACUGAUUAUAUUGUCACAGGGUCUGCAGAUAAAACAAUCAAAGUUUUUAGUUCUGAUCUAGUAAAUAUACACACAUUGUCAGGUCAUUCUGAUUGUGUGAGAGGGCUGUCAUAUUUACACGAAACUCUAGUCAUAUCAUGUAGUAAUGAUGGUUCUUUAAGAACAUGGAAUGUUAAGGAUGGCAGUUGUUUGUCUAUUUUGGAAGUGCAUUCAAAUUAUAUUUACAGUGUUAAGGCUGUUUUUGAAAAAGAUCUCAUUGUUGCUGGCUGUGAAGAUAAAACUCUUUGUAUCAUUUACAAAGGCAAACAACAGAAUAUAGUGUUGCCUGCACAAAGUAUAUGGACAGUGGAUAUUUUGCCUAACUUAGACAUUGUAACAGGAUCAAGUGAUGGAUAUAUCAGGAUAUUCACUAGUUCAAUCUCCAGACAAGCUUCAGCCAGAGAGUUAGAAGCAUUUGAGAAACAGCUUUCUGGGCAAAAGUCUUGGGCUGAACCAGUUAGUGAUGUAAACAAGUUUGUUCCUGCUGAACAAGUUACCGAUGAGGGUGAAUUUGAUGGUCAACUGAAGUUUGUAACAGUGCUUGAUCAUAUAAAAUGUUUUAAAUGGUCUCAAAGUGACAGUCAGUGGUUUCCACUUGAGAAUGUGACAAAUUCUGAACAGGAGAGUGAUACUCAGAGUGGUUUUUAUGAAGGCAAGGUGUAUGACUUUCUUUUUGAUAUUUUCAUUGAGGGUGACAUUACCAGUCCUUUCAAAUUGCCGUACAAAAUUGGUCAAGAUAUAUCUACAGUUGCUCAAAAUUUUAUUCAUAAGCAUCACUUGAAUCCUGAAUUCAGUAUGGUAGUUAAGAAUUUUUUGGACAGAUCAAUUCAAAAACCUAUAGAAUACAUGGAGACACCAGAACUUAAAGAUAAAAUGUUUGAGUUGUUUUCGAUUCCUGGCACAUUUAUACUUUUCAAAAAGUUUGAUCAAGAAACUGUUAUAGAGCGAUUAGAUGAUUAUUGGCAACAACAAAGGCUUUCAAAAACAGUGUCAUUGCAAUUUAUGAAGGGACUAAUGACACUUCCAAAUGAAAAUUUGGAUCCAAUGCUUAUAGAUUAUGGUGUUCAGCAAUUGGUAACAUUUAUAAAUAUGUGGCCAAAAUGUAUAGUUUAUCCUGUUUUGGAUGUCACAAGGAUAGCUCUAAUAAGGCCAAAAGUAAACAAGUAUAUUUUUCAAGGUCAGCUGGCUUUAGACUUGUUUGAUAGUUUUAAACAAUUCAUGGAUGAGAAUUGCAGCCAUAACAACAGAAUGCUUGUAUGCCGCAUAUUGUGCAACAUGUUUUCUUCAGUAGAAGGCAUCAACUUCGUAUUUGCUCACAAAGAAUUUAUAUUUUCUCAUUUACCAAUGUCAAAAUUUUCUGAGAAACACAAAGGAUUUGAGAUAGCACUAGCAUCAUUGUUGUUAAACUUCUCUGUUGAAGCUAUAAAGAGAAAGGAUAUUAUUUGCUUAACACUCUGCUAUGACAUCUCAGAAUCUGUAUUAAUGUCAAUAAAAGAGGAAGAAGCAGUUUUUCGCCUGUUAGUAACUAUUGGGACAUUAUGUUUAUCUUUAAAGAAAAAACUUUACCCAAGCCGAUUGUUUGAUCAACUUAAAUUCAUUGCUUCAUGGAAGAAUAGAGAUAAUGAUGCAAGUCAAAAAGCUGCACGCUGUGCUAGUUUUCUUAUCUCACAAAAUGUUUCAUUAGUUUUAAAAAGGGAUUCCAGUUCAGAUGACUAGAACUACUAAGGACGGAUGUUAUAAUUGUUAACAAUUUUAUAUGGCUUUGACAAAUUUGUAUUAAAUUCCUAAAUUUGGUGUAUCAUAAUAUAUUUUUUUUUAUUUAA